Molecule: messenger RNA, 1381 nt
Organism: Anneissia japonica
Lineage: Eukaryota; Metazoa; Echinodermata; Crinoidea; Comatulida; Comatulidae
Product: ornithine decarboxylase antizyme 1-like
Exons: 5
Coding region: 200-769 (189 amino acids)
Biological process (GO): positive regulation of protein catabolic process
Cellular component (GO): cytoplasm; nucleus
Molecular function (GO): ornithine decarboxylase inhibitor activity
Source: RefSeq, a predicted model, not a curated record
AUAUGUUAAUUGCGUCAUUUGAGAAUUGAGUUUUGCAUCGACGAGUUUUGUUAGGCAGGAGUAUUGAAGACAAAGUUCACAUUUUACCAGCUAUAUUUUAUAUUUUAUAGAAGACUUGAAUUUGUAGGUUGUUCUAAAAGUAUCUAAAUGGUUAUAUCAACUAAUAAAACCACGUCUUUUGACCAGAAUUUUAUACACAAUGAAGAAGAAACGUCGCAAGGUAACCGACCUUUGUCUGGAACGACCUCAAAUAAGAAGAUGGAAACCAAUUUCGAACGUGGAAAACUGCAUUGCUUCAAACUUGGCCGCCGCCCAGGGUGGUGUUCCUGAUGACUCUUCGGGUUUUGAAACCUUCAUUCUUGAAGGGUCAGAAGACGAAGCUGACUCAGACGGUUUAUUCAUCAGUCGCCUUUUCUCUGAUGAUGGUUUGUUGAGCACCUCUGAGAAUAGUGUAUCUUUGCGGUUUGUGCACAAACUGACGGAUAACUUGACCGUCAAGUGGGAUGCCGUGUUGUGCAACAACUGUCUCUAUGUGGAGAUCGUGGAUCUGCCGGAUGGAAGUAGGGACAGUUUUGUUUCUCUGCUUGACUUUGCUGAGGAGGAGCUACACUGUAGUCAUGUGGUGGUUUGUUUCUUGAAAGAUAGGAACACAAGGAGUUCAAUGACGAAGACGUUUAUGUAUCAGGGAUUUAGUCCAUUGCCUCCUCAGUGUCCGCUUGUUUCUCGAAAAAAUGCCAACUUUUUCUUCAUGGGUUACAAACUUGACUAAGAAAGAAGGUGUUGAAUAAAUUGUUGGAAUUGUAGAAUGUGGCGGGGGACUAAAAAACAACAUUAUGCAAAACCUAACCUCACAUUUAAACUAAAAUUUAGUUGUACUAAUUAACACAUAUAAGCAACAGGUUUUAAAAGGAUAUAUUAAAAGAUGUUAAAUUUUAAAGAGAAAUUGUGCUGGUAUGAUUAUCUGGAAUUAUAUACUGCGAGAUUGGAUCUGACAGUAAUUAUGUGUAGAGCAUUGAUAUUGGUUUUGUUGGGAUUAUGUGUUAAAAGUUAAUAUUGUAUUUAGUUCUAAACUUAGUUUAAUGUUAUAUGCAUUAUUGUUUGCCUGUUUUCAUGCAGUGAGUUACAUGUUAUUUUAAAACAAGUAUAAAUUAUUUUUUUGUCAUCAGUCUGUGCACACACGUUAAUAUUCCUACACGAAACUAUUUCAUUUGUUUUUUACAGACUCUAAAAAAAAUUGAAGUAACCAUUGUUUAUGACCGGUGCUUAAAAAUAUUCUUACCGAAUUCAUACUUAGCAGCAUAUUUGCCUAUCAUUUGCUUAGUAUUUGCAUAUUAUUUGCUUAGUAUUUGCAUAUAUAAUAAAUUGGAUUUAUUGCUUUAAA